AUGUCAUUCUACGACGAGAUCGAGAUCGAAGAUAUGACCUACGAUGCUGCUUUGGAGAUAUACCAUUACCCAUGCCCCUGCGGCGAUCGGUUCGAGAUCGCCAUCGCCGACCUGCGAGACGGAGAAGAGGUGGCAGUCUGCCCAAGCUGUAGCCUCAUGAUCAAGGUCAUAUUCGACAUGGAUGAUCUACCCAGAGAAGAGAAGGAAGACGCACAGAAGGUUGCUGUAGCGACCUGA
This is a messenger RNA of Mytilinidion resinicola, 237 nucleotides long. Its product is annotated as diphthamide biosynthesis protein 3. The transcript has 2 exons. The coding region runs from base 1 to 237 and encodes 78 amino acids. Gene Ontology annotation, biological process: protein histidyl modification to diphthamide. The record is from RefSeq and is a predicted model, not a curated record. Gene Ontology annotation, molecular function: metal ion binding. Lineage: Eukaryota; Fungi; Ascomycota; Dothideomycetes; Mytilinidiales; Mytilinidiaceae.